GCUCGACUUGGCCGGGUCCCUUGACAAGUCGGAGGGCAGCAGCGGACGUGCCGGUGAGAGGCCGAGCGCGCCGAGCGAGGCUUGCGAUCGGUGGCGGCACCCAUCGCGGCUUUAAAGAUCCCACGCACACUGGGCUCUGAGCCUGGCACCUGAGUUGGAUUCCCAGCCACGUCGAAAACAUUCGCUGCGAGUGAUUAUCUAAACUCGGCCGAACUCACUCCCUUCAACCAAACAACCCGCACUGACCAGGCGGCCGCUGGCUCGAGUGCUCACGGGAAGAGCCGCGCGCUGUCACCGCGGGAGCCCGAGACGUCGGCAAUAGCAGCAGCAGCACCUCGACAUGGACGAGCAGCUGCUCGUGCGGCUCAACAUCUCCACGUCAUGUGUUCACGAGCCGCCCACCACGGGCGAGCUUGUCCGAGACAUGGACGCGCUCAACUGGGCGAUGAUCGUCAUCUUCACCAUCAUGACCACCAUCAUCACAGUCGUCUACGCUGAGGAGGUGCGCUACAUCUCCAACAAGGUGCCCUGCUCGCGCAGACGCAAGACGCUGAUCUGGGUCAACGGAGCCCCGCCGGUGGUGGCGCUCACCUCGUGCAUCGGGCUCUGGGUCCCACGCUCGGCCAUGUUCACCGACUUCGCCUCCUCAAUAUAUUUCGCCGUGUGCAUUCACCAGUUCAUGAUUAUGAUCAUCGCUGAGUACGGAGGUGAGGAGGCAAUGAUUACUCGCUUCAAGGGCAUCCCAAUAAAGACAAGCACCGGGCCCUGCUGCUGCUGCUGCCUGUGCCUGCCCAACACCACCAUGUCCCGGCGGACAUUGAGGAUUCUCAAGAUGGGGACGUUCCAAGUGGCAUUUUUGAGGCCGGUUCUUCUCUUUCUGGGUGCUGUGCUGUGGACGAACGGGAACUUCAUGCCGGGCGUGAUGACGGUGGACAACGGAUAUCUCUGGAUCACCAUCGUCUCUGGCACCGCCACUGUGUUAUCGCUCUACCCCAUCGGCAUCCUCUUCAACCACGCCCGCUUCAACCUGGCUAACCAAAAGAUCAUCCCCAAGUUCGUCCUCAACCAGAGCGUCCUGAUCCUGUGCCAGCUCCAAGGCUCGAUCUUCACCACGUGUGCCAACAUGGGCUCCCUGACCUGUGUGCCGCCAUUUUCCGCCAGGGCCCGCGCUUCGUACAUGCACCAGCAGCUGCUGGUGGUGGAGAUGUUCGUGGUGGGGCUGCUGGCUCGUUGCUACUACCGCAAGCGCUACUGGAACCGAGCUGGUGGACGGUCCUGAGAUUGAACUCCUCAAGGCAACGACGGAGACCAACGGGGCCACGGGAGAGGCCACCGCCAUCCAGAGGACAUAACGACGAGGCGAGAGACGACGGUGGUGGCAGAGAUGAUGUCACAGUCAAGAUGUGGACAAUGAAGUCCUUUUUCCAUAUCGAGCUCAUGUUUAGUUGGUGACAUGUAACUAACUGAACAACCGUCACUGGUAACUGAUGCUCACGUUUUUCAUCGCUUCACUUCGUAAUGUUAAUGUACAGCCGUUUUGUCUACCCACUGCUGGAUGAUGACCGCCCCCACGACUUUCGAGUCGUGGGGGUGUUAUUUGACCAUAAUUCGCCAUGCCGGUCAGUGCGGGUUGAUGAUGUACUUGUACGGCAGUUGAGCCCGCUGCUUUGUCCUCCUGCUGACUUCUUUCACUUUCCCUUCUCGCCCAAAUACUUUUGUAGUAUUCUCCCGAGCGCGAUCCGCGUCGAGCUGUAACACGGAAGAACUUUACCCGAGAGCUCGCCACGAGCAGCGCGCCACCCUACAAUCAAAGCAUGAUUUGUUUUGUAACAUCUCAUAGCCGGAAUUAUUUAUUCAAUAUUUACGUAUUUUUAUUAGGACCCAGCACGUGGCUUCGGAGCGCCAUACAGAGAAAAAAAAAACUUUAUUGAAUCUAACAUAUCAUAGGAUGUAAGUAGGGUUUUAGUUUCUUUAUAAAUGGAGAAUCUCAGCAGCCACAUGCAGUUCUUUAGGCAGAGCAUUCCAAAUAUGGGGGCAAAGAACCAAACAUUCUGGCGCUCCGAAGAGUUUUUGCCAAGUAAAAAGCAAAUUGAAUGUGGUGGAUCUUUCAUCCACUCGUUGACCGCGGGGAUUCUCCAUUCAUAAAGAAACUAAAGAGCUACUCACGUCCUAUGAUAUGUUAGAUUAACUAGAGAUGUUUGUUUUCUCUGUACAGCGCUCCGAACGAAGCCACGUGCUGGGUCCUAAUAAAAACAGAAAUAAUAAAUUAAUUACGCCGGCUAUGAGACAUUACAAGAAGAAAAUUAUCCUUUGAUUGACGUGGACGAUUAUUAUCAUUGAAGCAAUGACUUCUGACGUAGCCCUGUGACGUCUUCUUUAGAAAGUUUACAGCGAUUUGUAAAUCUUCGCGUUUUGCGUGCCACGGCGUUUUUUCCUUUAAGCUUGCUCAAUGUUUCGUUGGAUUCUUGUGGGUAUCCAAGCGCCACCGUUUCGCAAGAUGUCGAACAUCAAACGAAGAGGUUUACAAGCGUUUAUAGCAAGGGCGUGGACAGUUUUACUCAACCGAGGUACGAAUAACACACGAGUGCAAUUUGGUUGGGUCACUCAUUAACGCACGCCUGAACAGUUUGGAAUAAUUACGUGAAAGUAACCUGCGUGUCGACCGAGUGUAAAGAGGCUAUUGAAGUGACUGAGAGAAGUGGCUAAGAGCACUAACAUUUGAAACACAGUGUUGUUGCCAUAGGAUUAUAAUAUUCACAAACAGUGCCCGAUUAGUGCGGCUAAGAUUCUUGCAGUGGCAGGGGUAAAUACCACUGGUCGCUUCAAAGUGGCAGGACUUCGUGUAUUCAUGGGCCGUGUGAAACGAAGUGGCGGGUCAUCUCUGGCCCACGGACCGUAGAUUCCCACCACACCUGGUCGACCGGGGCUGGCCGUGACUGGAUAGAGGUGGGGAUGGGUAGAGGAGCCGGGAGUGCAGAGGCGGAGCCAGGAUUUUCAGGUAGAGGGAGGCAACCGCUCCAGCAAUGAAGUAAGGACUUGUCCCCGGGCGCUUCUGCAGCCAUCAAUCGAAGGUCGAAUUCUAACCAUCUGUGAUCGUCAUCGCGCUCGCUGAAGGUGAAUGCCUUCAGGGAAGUCGUGUACUCUAUACGCAACUGCGCACAAUUCUGAGUCACUUAUAUAACUGCGUUGUUGUUACUUAUUGCCAAUUAUGGACUCAGACUAUUGUCUUAUCAUCUCAUAGAGUCCCUGGCACGUAAUAACAUGCAACACGGUGGGAGUGGGGGUCGCAAAAUGCCGAUUUAUUACUAAUAAACCCCAAUGAUCCGAUCGAAAUUAAGGGUUUCGAUCGGAUCAUUGGGGGGGCACGUGCCACCCCCCCCCACCCCCCACUGGCUCCGCCACUGCGGGAGUGUACGCGGAGUUUUAAGGCCCGGGAGACGGGGAUCAUUGUGAUGGACGUGAAGCUUAGCGUUAGUCAAGGAGCAAUUCUUCACCCCCGAAUGAUUCCAUGAAUUGUCACGAUUUGGGGUCAUCAAUUGAUUGAUCAGAGUGAAUAUAUUUACUGUGCACACCAUUCUUAUAACGCAAUGUUACAUCUAUAAAUGCGAUGUGUGUUUACAAACGGGCAUCAUCUGUCAGUACAGGGUGAUAGCUUCCGAUAUCUGACGAGGUUUCUAGACAACCGACUUGUCUUUGUCGAGACAAUAUACAUAUCGUAUAUAUAUAAAAGCUUCCAUGAGAGUAAAAUACAUUUUACUUCGAAGAUAUAUUUUUGAGGCAAGAUCGAACUUUCCUGGUACGCCAGCUUGUGCAGCAGCCAAUGGCGUAACGAUGCAUCGGUUCGUCUAUUUAUAUCGAUUAUCUGAGCUCUCGAUACACCAACGAGGUCCCUGCGAUCUAUCGGAUCGCCGCCUUCGUACUUCGAGGUCAAGGCCCAUCUCCUGUCGGGGUGAUCGGCUAUUGCGAGUGCACUUCCCAAGAUUUGUACCGCUUUGCCUUUGCUAAUUAAGGCAGUCAGAAUCGUUAGAUAUAUUUAUGUCGGUCUUGAAUACUCAUCUCUUUAAAUUGGCCUCUAUCCUAUAGUUUCUGGCCCUUUACCCUGCAGAUUCUGCUUAUUUCCUUAUUUCUAUAAAUGGUGGCGCAUUGGGAUCUACGGAUGAAAUGCGCCUUGCAAAUGUAAAUUAUUAAUUGUGUGCAUACGAAUUGGUGUUGGUCUUUAGACUAUUGGAGUGAACAAAGCUUGAGAAGUAAUACAAAUGAGCCAGUAAAAAAACAGGAAAAGAAUGAUCGAUUUCUGGGUCUAUUCAUCACCUCGAAUCAGGAAUCUUUAUGCCUCGAUCAUAGGAAGUGUAACUUGCGAUAUUCAAAACGUUUAGUGUAGUACAUUUAAUUGUCUUAUCUGU
Molecule: messenger RNA, 4403 nt
Organism: Lethenteron reissneri (Far Eastern brook lamprey)
Lineage: Eukaryota; Metazoa; Chordata; Hyperoartia; Petromyzontiformes; Petromyzontidae
Product: organic solute transporter subunit alpha-like
Source: RefSeq, a predicted model, not a curated record